AUGCUGCGCAGCCCACUGUCGGACCCCGCCGCCUCCCAGCCGCCGCCGCUCGCGCUGCCUUGCCGGUCCCAGCCGCCGCCGCCGCCGCCGUCCAAGGCCAGGAGCCGCUUCGACAUCGAGUCGCUGUUAGCCAAGUCGGAGCCGCCCCGUCGGGAGUCGCCGGUUCCCGGCACCUGGACGGCCGCCGUCGCCUCUUCCUCGCCCGCGUUGCACUUCGGCUGCGUGGCGGCGACGCUGCGCUUCCCGGCCCUGUACCUGGCCGCGCAGCAGCCCUUCCUCUCGGCCCCGGCCUGCCGGUGCUCCGCGCCCGCCUGCAAGAGGCCAGGCCUGGAAUUCCCGCGCUGCACGGGCUCCCUGGGGCCGCCCCUUCCCUGGAGACCCGGAGGUUCCUGCAAGCUGAAGCGAGUCCGCACCGUGUUCACCCCGGAGCAGCUGGAACGGCUGGAGGAGGAGUUCCUGAAACAACAGUACCUGGUGGGCUCGGAGCGCCUGGACCUGGCAGCCACCCUGCAGCUCACAGAGACCCAGGUCAAGGUCUGGUUCCAGAACCGCAGAAUCAAAUGGCGUAAGCAGAGCCUGGAGCAGAAGGCGGCCAAGCUCUCCUCGCAGUUUGGGGCCGUGCGGACGGCCCCCCCUGGCCUGCUGGACGGGCAGGAUAGCGACAGGCAGGAGGAGGAACUCAAUGUGGACCUUUAG
Molecule: messenger RNA, 696 nt
Organism: Pseudonaja textilis
Lineage: Eukaryota; Metazoa; Chordata; Lepidosauria; Squamata; Elapidae
Source: RefSeq, a predicted model, not a curated record